Messenger RNA from Raphanus sativus (radish), 863 nucleotides. Its product is annotated as mitochondrial import receptor subunit TOM20-2. The transcript has 6 exons. The record is from RefSeq and is a predicted model, not a curated record. The coding region runs from base 122 to 742 and encodes 206 amino acids. Gene Ontology annotation, molecular function: protein binding. Lineage: Eukaryota; Viridiplantae; Streptophyta; Magnoliopsida; Brassicales; Brassicaceae. Gene Ontology annotation, biological process: protein insertion into mitochondrial outer membrane. Gene Ontology annotation, cellular component: mitochondrial outer membrane translocase complex.
CUGCUAAAACCCUCGGACGAAUCAAACUUGCUUUCGUUUCUGAGUUCUUGUAAUAAUCUUCCCCAAAAGUAUUCAGAACAGAACCUUAAAACAUUACCUUCCCCCUGCCUGCAUCUCAACGAUGGAAUUCACUACCGCCGACAUGGAAAAGGUGUUUCUGUUCGACCACCUUCGCAAAGGAUGUGAGGCUCAGUACGCUAAGGAUCCUCUCGAUUCCGAUAAUUUGCUAAAGUGGGCUGGUUCGUUGAUUGAACUUGCUCAGUUCCAGACUGUUCCCCAGGCGAAGGUGAUGUUAAGUGAUGCUAUUUCCAAGUUGGAAGAUGUAUUGACAUUGAACCCAGGGAAGCAUGAGGCGCUUUGGUGUCUUGGCAACGCUUACACUACCCAGGCUUUUCUUUAUCCUGAUGCCGAUGUAGCCAAAGGUCACUUCGAUAAAGCCGUUGAAUAUCUCCAAAGAGCUGUAGAUGAGGAUCCAGGUAAUGAGAUAUAUCGCAAGGCCUUGGAUGUUGCAAUAAGGGGCCCGGAGAUGCUAAUGGAGCUGACACAGAGUGGGAUGAUGCAGCAGGCACUAGCUGGAGGAGGAGGAGGUCGCUCAGCUUCGUCAAAUGCUAGCGGUGGUAAGAAGAAGAAGAACAAUGACUUCACGUACGAUGUAUGUGGUUGGAUCAUUCUAGCAUGUGGGAUUGUUGCUUGGGUUGGCAUGGCAAAAGCCCUUGACCCUCCACCACCUCCUGCUAGAUAAAAAUCCGUAGUGUUUCUAAGUGAAACAGAGUAACGGUUUAUUACGGUUUUGUUUCACCGACCGGAUCAUGUACACCUAUCAAAUUGUUUUGUUUACUUAACUAUUAGGAUGGUUAUUGACU